This is a messenger RNA of Rhincodon typus (whale shark), 2294 nucleotides long. RefSeq names its product lysophosphatidic acid receptor 4 (gene lpar4). The coding region runs from base 545 to 1582 and encodes 345 amino acids. Gene Ontology annotation, biological process: positive regulation of Rho protein signal transduction; phospholipase C-activating G protein-coupled receptor signaling pathway. The record is from RefSeq and is a predicted model, not a curated record. Gene Ontology annotation, molecular function: lysophosphatidic acid receptor activity. Lineage: Eukaryota; Metazoa; Chordata; Chondrichthyes; Orectolobiformes; Rhincodontidae. The transcript has 3 exons. Gene Ontology annotation, cellular component: membrane.
UGAAGUGGAAGUAUAGUGUAGGGUUGGGAUUGAGUUAUACAGAAGGGGAGGAUUUAAAAAAAAAAGUUUGAUGCUGCACACUGCUAGUGGUGUGGAGAGAGAGAGAGACUGGCGUGCAGGGAGUGAGAGCACCGAAGAUCUUCACCAGAGGCUGGGGCAGGUUGGCUAAGCUGCUUGCAAAAUGCCCCAAUGCAGCAGUGUGUGGCCGAACAAAGCCGCAAGGUGUGGCAGUCGCAACCAGGAGGAAACAGUGGGCAGCCCAAAGCCGCCUAGCAGUUUGUGCCUGACCGCCGUCAACAUGCACCGAGACUGAGUUACACCCCUGCAAAAGUGUCCGGACGAGAAAGUUAAACUCGAGGAAAUUGUACGCCACUUUCUGAAGCAAGGGCAGAAGGCGUAGAUCAGCUGUACAGACAAUAAAUUAUGGUGCAAAGGCAUCUCCUUAUCUGGAAACCUUGGACGUGACUCCUGCCACAAUUUGUUGUGCACUGAAACCUCUUGUGAAUGCAGCUCGAUUCUGCAUUGCUGCUGCACAAGGCAAGGCAUGGGGAAUGACAGCCAGAACCCCACGUGUCUUACCAACGACUCAUUCAAGUAUACCCUGUAUGGCUCCGUGUACAGCGUUGUAUUUAUCCUCGGGUUGUUGACAAACUGCACCUCACUGUAUUUCUUCAGCUGCAAAAUGAAGAUGCGGAAUGAGACCACAAUAUUUAUGACCAAUCUUGCAGUCUCGGACCUCCUUUUUGUCUUUACGCUGCCCUUUAAGAUUUUUUACAACAUCAAUCGCCACUGGCCGUUUGGUGACGGGCUGUGCAAGGUCUCUGGGACAGCGUUCCUCACGAACAUAUACGGGAGCAUGCUGUUUCUCACUUGCAUCAGUGCUGACCGAUUCCUGGCCAUAGUUUACCCCUUCAGGUCUCGGGCCAUCAGGACAAGGAGAAACACCAGCAUCAUUUGUGCAGGAGUGUGGCUCCUAGUGCUCAGUGGGGGAAUCUCUGCAUCUCUAUUCUCCACCACUAACAUCAGGGGGAAUAACUCCAGUACCACCUGCUUCGAAGGUUUCUCCAAAGACACCUGGAAAACCUAUCUGUCUAAGAUCACCAUAUUCAUUGAAAUAGUUGGAUUUCUCAUUCCUUUGCUGUUGAAUCUGACCUGCUCCUCGUUGGUUCUGAGGACUCUGAGGAAACCAGAAACGUUGUCUCCAAUUGGAGCCAACAAAGAAAGGGUACUGAAGAUGAUUAUUGUGCACUUGUCCAUUUUCAUUAUAUGCUUUGUGCCCUACAACUCCAUCCUGUUUAUCUAUGCUCUUGUGCGUUCCCAAGCAAUUGCAAACUGCUCCUUGGAGAGGUUUGCCAAAACCAUGUAUCCAAUCACUUUGUGCCUGGCUACCACAAACUGCUGCCUCGACCCCUUUGUUUAUUACUUUACGUCGGAAUAUUUUCAGAAGUAUUUCAACAUAAGACCCUGCACGAAGCUUGAUUCCAUUUUUAAAAGUGAAACACCACUAACAGUGAAGGGGGAGGCAAUGGCCGAUUCUGUAAAUCGGAAUGGAGCCAAUAUUCAUUUAGAAUCUCAGUUUUAAGCUUGGUACCUGGAUGAUUGAAGAUUACCUUCAGGACUCUAAUACGGCACCUUGUCUGUGACAAAUGUUCUAUGUGGUAACGCUGCAGGAUUUCAGAAGGAAAGGGUGGAAUUUUCCCUUCCCUGUUGCAGCAACAGUGAUGGCAAGUAAAGUGACAAAAUAGGGCAGGAGUGAAAAAGUCGGAUUCUUGGAAAAGAGAAAAAUGUUCUUGAUUUCCCUCUCGAAUUGCAACUUCAGAAUCUCAUCCUUGAGUGGUGAUUGCUGUAUUUCCGCACCUUUGUACCUCAUUAAAAGAACCAACUUGCCCUAGUUACAUCCCACUUCCAAUUCUCCUGUCCUCCACUGAGAAACAAGACAGUGCAAAUUCCUGACAGGUUAAACAGAAUGGACACCUAUCAGCUGCAGCUCACCAUAUGCAUGUCCUGGCCAUCAGUUAAAUGUAUCUUCACAAUAACGUCCCUACAUGAUCCACAGCCACUAUCCUCCUUGAUCCUUCCUUCAUCCACACAAAUCCAUGUCAACAAACCACCAGCCACACUACAUCUUGCCUGCACUCAGACCAACUCAGUUUCUCACCACAUCACACCUUCAAUACCACUUUGUGCUGAUGGAUGUUGUGAGAUAUUGCAUUUUGGUAAAACAAACUAGGGCAGGACUUAUACAGCCCUGGGUAGUGUUGUAGAACAGAGAGACCUAUGGAUUCAAGUACAUA